AAAAGAGUCUCACACCCAAACAAACGAAGCCAUUCAUUCAUUCAUUCAUUCAAAGAUCCCAAUUCCCAGAUUCACCAAAUGCAAAACCCAAGCCCUCCCUCAGCGCCGUUCCUCCACCGGAGCCGCCGCGCCUCGCCGCCGCUGCGCACCGCGGCGCGGUUCUUCAGGCGCGCGAGCGGGCGGCGCAUGGUGCUGCGGGAUCCGUCGGUGCGCGUGCGGGAGGCGGCGGCGGCGGAGGUGGAGGGGCGGCAGAGCGACUGGGCGUACUCGGCGCCGGUGGUGGCGCUGGACGUGCUGUGGAACGGCGCGUUCCUGGCGAUUGGGAUCGUCGUGCUGGCGCUGAGCUCCACGGAGGAGCCUUGCGUUCCUCUCAGGGCGUGGAUUGUGGGGUACUUGUUGCAGGGCGCGUUUCACUCUCUCUGCGUCGUUUUUGAGUUCCGAAGGAGGAGGAACAGCAGUGGGACCCACGUCGUUGACCGUGCUGAAUGGAGCUUCAGUUCCGAGAGUGAUGAAGACUUUUAUACUUCGGAGGAGUUUCUCGAGGGUGAUGGAAGCAGCAUCACAAAAUUCAUAGAGUCGGCAAAUACCAUGCUUUCAUUCAUAUGGUGGAUUGUUGGGUUCUACUGGGUAACUGCUGGUGGCCAGAGUUUGACAAGGGAUUCACCUCAGCUUUACUGGCUUUGUAUCACAUUUCUUGCUUUUGACGUUGUGAUUGUACUGAUCUGUGUUGCUGUUGCAUGUCUUAUUGGCAUCGCCGUUUGCUGUUGUCUGCCAUGCAUACUUGCUAUUCUGUAUGUAGUGACAGAUCAGGAAGGGGCAACGAAGGAAGAGAUUGACCAGUUGCCAAAAUAUAAUUUCAGAAUAAUAAAGGAAUUUAAGAAAGAAGGUGAUAUUGAAGAAACUUCCAGAGGAAAAAUGAUUGAAUCUGACAGUGAGACAGCCAGCGAACAUGUUAUUGCCUUAGAAGAUGCAGAAUGCUGUAUCUGCCUUUCUGCCUAUGAUGAUGGUGCUGAACUUAGAGAACUUCCUUGCAACCACCAUUUUCAUUGCACAUGCAUUGACAAAUGGCUGCUAAUAAAUGCUACCUGCCCUCUCUGCAAGUUUAACAUUUUGAGGACUGGCAACCACCAUCAAGAAGUUUGAACAAGUUCCCUGUUGCAUUGCAUUGCAUUGAUUCGGAGAACAGUGAACAAAACCCUUUUCACAUCGUCAACCACGCACUUUGUUGCAAGCAGCACCAGAAUGAGCUAGCUUUGUUUUUUGGUGCAAAGUAGUAUGUAUAUUUCUCCCCUAACCAUAUUGGGAACAGUAUGUUUCCAGGAGAAUGUAUUCAAGCGUUUGAGUCCUCAUUUCAGCUGAUGACAUGACCAGGUAUAGGCACAAUAUCCUGCAUUAGGAAUUGCAUUUAUUGCAUAAGGUCCCAAAUUUGUUGUGUAUAACUGUAUCUUGGAAAAUGACAAGGUCAUGGAGGCUAGAAUGAGAAUAUCCAAAUCCGUGUAUAUUGUUGGUCCUGUAAUUUCAUUAUAGUAAAAUAUAAGUGCCAUGUUCAAUUGAUCUCACGGAAAACAAAAUAGGCAGUUUCCAGUCUCUGUGGUGAAUGAAUAAAAUCGUUUUUAACUUUGGAGCAUUAA
This is a messenger RNA of Cajanus cajan (pigeon pea), 1631 nucleotides long. Lineage: Eukaryota; Viridiplantae; Streptophyta; Magnoliopsida; Fabales; Fabaceae. The record is from RefSeq and is a predicted model, not a curated record.